Molecule: messenger RNA, 1949 nt
Organism: Bubalus bubalis (water buffalo)
Lineage: Eukaryota; Metazoa; Chordata; Mammalia; Artiodactyla; Bovidae
Product: myomegalin
Exons: 8
Coding region: 745-1809 (354 amino acids)
Source: RefSeq, a predicted model, not a curated record
CCACAGUUCCCAAAAGUAUUUCAGAGCAGCCUGUGAAAAGCCUGGGGGCUCCCUGCCCAGCAGCCUGCACACUCUGCCGGCCGAGGGUCCCUUCCUGGCUCUUGAUGGUGACAGAACCAGCAGGGAAGUCAUCAGUGCUCUACUGGACAGCCGCCUCGUACUCUCCACCUGCUCCCUCCCUGCUGCUGCCGCCGAUUCCAGCCGCCUUUUUCUUUAGGUCUCGCCAGAUGGCUAGCGCUCCUCCCCUUCCGGUGACCCCCGGACCAGGUUUCAGCCGAGGCCGCGGCCGCCGGCAAACUCCUGCGUGUCCCGCGCCUCCUGGCAACCCCCGCGCCGGACGGCGGCCGGGAGUGCAACCGGAACAGGCGGCCCGGGGUUGGCGCCGCCGUUGCCGGCCCAAGAGCGGGACAAAGCCGUCCCUGUCUGCCGACCCGACCAGAGCUAAUUUUUUGCACUUGCUGGCUCUGGGGAAGCAAAUAUUUGUCAUGGGACUUUGGGGAGAGGUUGCAGAAAGCGUGCACCCUGCUAGCCUCUGCGCCGCCGGAUCCCCGAGCCCUGGCCCCAGUCCCUGGCGAGCUAAGAUCGCAAUGUGCACAGGAGAUCACAGGAUGGCGCCAGCGGUCUUCCGAGGGAUACCGUCGGAGCACGAAGAAGAUUCCGCGUCAUUCCCAGAGCUACUGCUUUGGUCUGUCCUUCCGCUAGCCCGGUUCUAGUAAGAGGCAGCAAGAGGUUUCUUUGUGAAAAAUGCUCCAACUGAAGCCUGGGAUGCAUCAGCCCUUGGAGAAGAAGGGACCUUCUGAGAGGAGAGUGAAAGAGCAGAAGACUCAGCCUGAGAAAGCUGGAUUCUCCUCUAUGUCCUACAGCGAGAAAUAUUCCUUGAUCCAGGAUCAGGCUCGAGAGUUGACCCACCUGCGGGAAAAGAUAAGGAUUGGGAGGGCUGUCUCUUCCCUUCUCAUCCAACAUGUUCAGAACGCAGUGAAGACCUUUGAAGAGCUCCUCAGCAGUAAGAAGAUUGACUAUAACGUGGAACAGCAUUUCCGUGAGCAGCUGGCCAAGGGCAGCCAGCUGGCAGAGAGCCUCGCCAGCAAGUUCAACACAGUUUGGAUUUCAGAUGACUGUAUAAGUAAGAAGAAUCAAAGAGAACAGGUCCUGAAGAAACUCAGUAUCUUAAGGGAGAAGCAGAAGAUGGGUAAGAAGACAGAAGUCCUGCAGACCCAGCAGGAUGCCCAGCCACAGACUUGGCCCCAGACCUGCUCCAGCAGCCAUGCCCAGUCCACCGCCCAUCACUCCCCUGGCAGCGCCUACCUGCUGCUCGAUGAGCAGAAAGUGUGCCCUGCAGUGGACGUGGCCAAUGUCAGCCCAGCCACUCCUACUGAUUCAGCUUCAUUGCCCAGCAACCACUCAGAAGCUGUAUCUGCUCAGCCCUUCUAUCCUUUGGGUGGCACCACAGAGCAGAAUGGGACACCAGACCCUGGGCAUCAUGGCAGCAAUCACCCAUGGGAAGAGAUGAAGCCUCAGAAGAUGAAUGCAUCCGGGAACCUAUCCUCUUCCUCCUCUUUGGACCGGCCCAACUCCAAGCCCUCUGGGGCCGACCUGCUGGAAAAGAAUCUUAUUGAGAUCCAAAACCUGCGCCAGCGCCUGGAGGAAUCUGUAUUCAUCAAUGACCGCCUGCAGGAGAGGCUGGAGUAUGUGCUCAGCGAUGCCGGCCAAGGAAAAGGUGCUGCACAGUCAGCUUCAGAUGUGUCCCUCGCCACCCCUCAUUCAUACACUGAGAGUCACUCUUCUGGCUCUGGUAAGGACAUCUUGUGACACGACACCAGGAGGGUCUACAGGAAUGUUUUCCAGAUUCUCCAGUUGUAUCCAACAGCAUUUGUGGGUGUAAACUUGGAGGCAUCAGACAUUACCUUUAAAUGAAUGGGUCAGAUUAAUAAAUUAUUAUUUAAAAAUUA